Acromyrmex echinatior (Panamanian leafcutter ant) is the source of this 5000-nucleotide messenger RNA. RefSeq names its product glutamate receptor ionotropic, kainate 2. NCBI's taxonomy places the organism in Eukaryota, Metazoa, Arthropoda, Insecta, Hymenoptera, Formicidae. The record is from RefSeq and is a predicted model, not a curated record. Gene Ontology annotation, cellular component: membrane. Gene Ontology annotation, biological process: monoatomic ion transport. Gene Ontology annotation, molecular function: signaling receptor activity; ligand-gated monoatomic ion channel activity.
UUUUCGCAAGCCGGUUGAGAAAAAUCGCGUGACCCAAUGCGUCGGAAAUAGGCUCGAUGUUCUCCUGCGAGUGGAUACGGAGAGCUCGAGGGAAUGUUUUCGAUUAUUCGACGAUGGGAUCAGUCAGUUCUCGAUCAGCGAUCUUGAAAUUCUUUGGGGAGUUAGACGGUGAUCGGUGAACGCGAAACUUGAAGAGGAUCCAUCGCACGAAUGAUUAACGCAAUAUCUCUCACGGAAGAAGAUUUUAACUUCAAACAAGCUGUUAGAAAGCUUCACGAUUUUUUAACAUAAGAAAUCAAGGAAUUAUACAUUGUGGACCUGAACAUAGAAGUACAUUCUUGAAUUCUUACUUCUUUUAAACGCGGAUAAUGAUAAAGUGAAGAUGAGAUAUAGCGACAUGGUAACAAAAACAUAUGAGUGGUUUUAAAAAAAUGGAGAGAACAAUUAAUUCAAUUGUGUGAUGAGAAAGCAAAAAAGAUCACGGUAAUUCUAUGAAAACAGUGCGAGAAUGAUAGAGCAUAUCAAGGAUUAAAGGAGACGCGUCGGAAUGUUAAGGGCGUCACGGUUGUUCUGAACCAGGUCGAGUGAACGAAAGAAGAGUUUUAUCUUUUAUCUUUCUAGAGGAUCGUUGUCGGCAAUCAUGUUGUACGGGAUGAGUCUCGGGAGAUGCAUCAAUAUCUUCUACAUCGCAUAGACGAAUAUCAAGCCUGCACGGAAGAUGAUGGUCGUUUAAGAAUCUCAUUCAAUGUGCAACGAGUUUCUGAAGAUGUGUAGUUUGGUGUUAAAGUGUCGGUGAAAUCGAAGCAACUUCGCGUAUCUAUGAUUUCCUUUCCGUUCCUUCAUCGCACUUUGACUUACGGAAAAUCCGCACGAACGAUGUCAUAGUCGUCCAAGUGCGAAUUAUUUUCACGUUAGACACAAUGGCACUGUUGUUCGUCAUAAUCGUCGUUUCGAUCACCACUGCCAUGUCGCUUCCGCCGGUCAUUAGAAUCGGAGCGAUCUUCACCGAGGAUCAGAAGGAUAGUCCGUCGGAGUUGGCAUUCAAAUACGCCAUUUACAAAAUCAACAAGGAUAAGACUCUAUUGGCGAACACGACAUUGGUUUACGAUAUUCAAUAUGUGCCUAAGGACGAUUCGUUUCGCACGUCCAAGAAAGCCUGCAAGCAACUAUCCAGAUCGGUACAAGGCAUCUUCGGACCGUCUGACCCACUUUUAGGUGCUCAUAUACAAAGUAUAUGCGAAGCAUUGGACGUUCCUCACCUUGAAGCGAGAGUCGAUUUCGAGCCCACUUUCAAAGAGUUCAGCAUUAACUUAUAUCCCGCACAAGAUCAUCUUAACACAGCAUUCAAGGACCUUAUUUCCUUUCUAAAUUGGACUAGAGUGGCUAUUAUCUAUGAAGAAGAUUAUGGGCUGUUCAAACUGCAGGAUCUCGUAAAAUCCCCGCCAUCCGUGAGAACUGAAAUGUACAUUCGUCAGGCGGGCCCUGCAUCCUACAGGCAGGUCCUGCGGGAGGUCAGACACAAAGAGAUCUUCAAGUUGAUUGUUGACACAGAUCCGGCGCACAUGCAGCAAUUCUUCCGAGCGAUAUUGCAACUGCAAAUGAAUGACUACAGAUACCACUACAUGUUCACAACCUUUGAUAUAGAAACGUUUGAUCUAGAAGAUUUCAAAUAUAAUAGCGUGAACAUGACGGCCUUUCGUUUAGUGGAUCUCGAAGAGUCUAAAGUUGCUGAAAUACUCAAGCAAAUGGAACGUUUCCAACCAGCGAUUGGACAUGCCAUUCUGAACAAAACGGGAGUCAUUCAGGCAGAACCAGCUUUGGUGUACGAUAGCGUGCAGGUUUUCGCGCACGGUUUGGCAGCUCUCGACCGUAGUCACGAUUUAAGACCAGCAAAUCUGUCCUGUGAGAAAGAGGAACCAUGGGACGACGGUUUAUCACUCUACAACUAUAUUAAUGCCGCAGGCUUACAUGGAUUAACCGGACAUAUUGAAUUUAAUGAAGGAAAGAGAAACAAUUUCAAGUUGGAUCUCUUAAAACUAAAAAAAGAGGAGCUUGUUAAAGUCGGCGAGUGGAAAUCCGGGUCUGGUAUUAAUGUCACGGAUCUAGACGCCUUUUACGAGACCACGACGACCAACAUUACGCUCGUGGUGAUGACGAGAGAGGAAAGACCCUACGUCAUGGUAAAAGAAAAUAAGAAUUUGACUGGUAACGCGAGGUUCGAAGGCUUCUGCAUCGAUUUGCUCAAGUCGAUCGCCAACCAAGUCGGUUUCCAAUAUGCAAUCAAAUUGGUGCCCGAUCACAUGUAUGGAGUGUACGAUCCCGAGACGAAAGAGUGGAACGGAAUCGUGCGUGAACUAAUGGAUAAGAGAGCGGAUCUGGCAGUUGCUUCCAUGACGAUUAAUUAUGCUAGAGAAAGCGUAAUAGACUUCACAAAGCCGUUUAUGAAUCUCGGAAUUGGAAUUUUAUUUAAGGUGCCGUCCAGUCAGCCGACACGGCUUUUCUCCUUCAUGAAUCCGCUGGCGGUCGAGAUCUGGCUCUACGUGCUCGCCGCCUACAUGUUAGUGAGCUUCACCCUCUUCGUGAUGGCACGCUUCAGCCCGUACGAGUGGAACAAUCCGCAUCCGUGUGUGGCCGAGAGCGACGUGGUAGAGAACCAGUUUACCGUCAGCAACAGUUUCUGGUUCAUCACCGGUACCUUCCUCAGACAGGGCAGCGGGCUCAACCCUAAGGUAACCAAACGCACGCCACCGCGGCUCUUCUCGUUCAUGACUCCCCUCGCCAUGGAGAUCUGGUUGUUCUUGCUAGGCGCUUACGUGGUGGUGUCCUUAACGAUAUGGAUAGUGGCAAGAUUCUCGCCCUUCGAGUGGGUGGAGCCGUCUCCCUGUCCAAGCUGCAAAUGUCCUUUGCAGGGCAGUCACGUGAGCGCCUUGGAUCCGGACAGCGACGACAUUCCUCUACUGAGAACUGUCAACGAGUUCAGCCUGGCCAACAGUUUUUGGUUUACAGUCGGCACACUUAUGCAACAGGGCAGCGACCUCAACCCUAAGGCAACUAGUACGAGAAUAGUAGGCGGCAUUUGGUGGUUCUUCACGCUAAUCAUCAUCUCCUCUUAUACUGCAAAUCUGGCUGCUUUUCUAACGGUGGAGAGGAUGAUAACGCCGAUCGAGAAUGUCGCUGAUCUCGCGGAACAAACCGAGAUAUCUUAUGGCACUUUAGAGGGCGGAAGUACGAAGACGUUCUUCAGAGAUUCAAAAAUUGGGAUCUAUCAAAAGAUGUGGAGAUUUAUGGAAUCGAAGAGUCCAUCUGUGUUCGUUCAAACCUACGAAGAAGGAGUGAAGAGAGUUCUGGAAGGCGACUACGCAUUUUUAAUGGAGUCGACUAUGCUCGAUUACGCAGUUCAACGCGAUUGUAAUCUAACACAAAUAGGGGGAUUGUUAGAUAGCAAAGGAUAUGGAAUUGCUACUCCAAAAGGUUCGCCCUGGAGGGAUAAAAUAUCUCUAGUUAUACUGGAACUGCAGGAAAAAGGUGUAAUACAGAUCCUCUAUGAUAAAUGGUGGAAGAAUACGGGUGACGUAUGCAACAGAGAUGACAAGAAUAAAGAGAGCAAAGCUAAUGCCCUUGGAGUUGAAAAUAUUGGCGGUGUCUUCGUUGUACUGCUCUGCGGUUUGGCACUAGCGAUCCUGGUGGCAAUCCUCGAGUUCUGUUGGAACUCCAAAAAGAAUGCCCAAUCGGACAGGUCUCUCUGCGCCGAGAUGGCCUCGGAAUUGCGAUUUGCCGUCCGCUGCGGCUCCAGGCAGAGGCCCGCUGCGAAAUCGCGCAAUUCCGCGGCCGCCGGGCUAUGCGGCCGUUGCAGCCCGCGCUCUUCCAGGAGAAGGACGCGACUCUGCUCCUCCGAACACGAGGAGACGACCUACAUACCGAGCAUCGAGAUUCCGCGAUUAAAUGCAGGAGGGUGGUGCGUUGUCGAUGACGGAGAUGAAGAAAUCAUUGAGCUUCGAUCAAGUGUCCCAUGGCGGGAACACCUAGCACAGGCUUCGUCCUCAUCUUCGUCCUCAACAGCAGCAACAACAGCAGCAGCAAUCACAACAACAGCAACCGCCACCGUGCAAAGCUACCCCCACGCACACGCGUCACACGCACUGCCACUCACAUUCACAUCUUCACAGCCAUCACUCGCACAAACACCAAGCACCUCCGCCGAGACAGAGACGGGGCUCUUCGGGCAUCAUCUUGGGUCAAGGAGGUGACCACCCUGAGAAUAUUCUCUGGAGAUUCGACUGCGAUCUAGCGGGUGAACCAGACGUAGUAAUUUCUCCGCCGCCCCCGCCGCCACCGCCACCCUCGGCAACUGUCUCGAGAACCACGACCCUUUGACCAAUACUUGAAGAGGUGCCAACAGGUGUACCUGUCCAAAAGGAACUACCCACGCAGGCCUCCGUGGUCGUCAACAUUACAGAUCAGAAAGAGACGUGCUUAUAGCACAUAUAGUCGCCGGGGUGGGUUGGUAAACCGCAACGAGGGCCAUCCCGCUCCGACGACGACGGCAAAUCAUCGAUCGAGAGCAUGCAAACGAGAACCUGAGACUGAGGUCAAUUGAACGAGAAUGUCAUGAUUAGAAUUAGUAUUUCCUGCAAGAUGCGUUCUCCUAUUGUUUCAAUGGGACUAUGAUAAAUAGACGUGUGAUACAACUAGCUCGAUAUUUGAAGAUUGAGUAAAAUCAAGAUUAUAUGCUGGCACAUAUGAUCCUCCCUUGUAUGCCCGAUACCGAAGGUAUCGAGAAAAGCGAUGUUAAUGCAAGGAUGUGUAUCUAAUCGGGAUAAUGGAUGGAAACUACCUAGUUACUCAUGUGUAACUGUUUGUCUAGGCAGCAUCGAAUGAAUGGAUCCUGGAAACUAUCAAAUUUACCGGUCUAUAAAGACAACGGAAUGCUAUUCGCAAACAAUGCGUGUUCCUCAUGCGUCUGACCGACCAUAUAUUUGAUCAACAAAUUGAAGCCAAAA